This is a messenger RNA of Rotaria sp. Silwood1, 2133 nucleotides long. NCBI's taxonomy places the organism in Eukaryota, Metazoa, Rotifera, Eurotatoria, Philodinida, Philodinidae. The record is from the annotation of a GenBank genome assembly.
AUGGGUGAUGAUGGAAGACAUUAUCAAGAAUUUCGAGCACGACGUGUUGAUGGUACAAGUCCUGAUGGUUUGGAAGAUGCUGCUGCACAAAGUCGUCUUACACAUGAUCGAAUGUCAGCAGAAGAAUCUCGUUUAUUUCCAGAAAUUUGUAAAGGUGAUAUCAAACGACAUAAAGCAUUUUUAAUUAUUCGUAAUAAUAUUCUUCGAAUGUGGUUUGAUGAACCUCGUAUUCAAUUAACAUUCGAAAAAGUCAUGGAAAAAUUGAAUCAAAUUGAACCACAAUAUGCUAUCGAUGAACGAAUACUUGCUGGAAAAAUUUUUCUCUAUCUUGAACGUUAUGGUUAUAUUAAUUUUGGAGUUUUUAAACGAUUAACAACUCCACUUGGAACUAAAAAAGAUAAACCACGAAUUAUUGUUAUUGGUGCUGGUAUUGCCGGAAUAAUUGCAGCACGACAAUUACAAUAUUUUGGAUUUGAAACAAUUAUUCUUGAAGGACGCAGUCGAGUUGGUGGUCGAAUAGCAACAUUUCGUAAAAAUGGUUUUAUAGCUGAUCUUGGUGCUAUGGUAGUCACUGGAUUAGGUGGUAAUCCAGUAUCUGUAUUACAAGCACAAACAAAUUUAGAUCUUGUACCAGUUAAACAUAAAUGUCCAAUGUAUGAAUGUUCACAGAAUGUGUUAGCAAAUUCAUUUUUAAAAUCAUUUGAAUUAAUUAAUUAUCGACGUCGAUAUCUUCGGGUACCAAAAGCAAAAGAUGAAGUUGUUGAACGAGAAUUUAAUCGUUUACUUGAAGCAUGUUCUUAUGUAGCUCAAACACUUGAUGAAAAUAUUGAAGAAAAAAAACAACCAUAUUCAUUAGGGGAUAUUCUUGAACAAUUAAUUCGUGCACAAGAAAAAUCUGUAAGAGAAAAAUAUUUACAACAUUUACGUGAAAUAUCAAAAAUGAAAGAAUCACUUCGAUCAAUUUUAACACAAAUGUGUGAUGUUCGAACAAAAUGUGUUCGAUUACAUAAAGAAUAUUCGGAAGUUUUACAAGUACCCGAUAAUGCAAAUGUACUUGAAGAAUUUGUUAUACGUGAUGUGGCUAAAAAUUUAGUUGUAGCUACUGAGGAAUAUGCACGUCUUGAAGCACAAGCUGGACAAUUAAAAGAACGAAUUCGUCUAGCUGAAGAUAAUCCACCUCCUCGUCUCUAUCUAAGUGUUGCUGAUCGUCGUAUCCUUGAUUGGCAUAUGGCUAAUUUAGAAUUUGCUAAUGCAGCACCAUUAAAUUGUUUAUCAUUGAAAUAUUGGGAUCAAGAUGAUGAAUAUGAAUUUACUGGUUGUCAUCUAACUGUACGUAAUGGCUACUCUAUUUUACCUUUGGCUCUUUGUGAAAAUCAAAAUGUACGACUUAAACGAAUAGUUAAAAAAAUUUCUUAUAAUAAAACAGGUGUUGAAGUAAGUGUUGAAAAUGGUGAAGAUUCAAAAAAUGAAAUGAUUGAAACAUAUCGUGCUGAAGCAGUACUUGUUACUGUACCAUUAGGUGUAUUAAAAGAAAAUGUUAUUAUAUUUGAUCCACCAUUACCUGAAGAUAAACAAUCAGCAAUUGAUCGAGUUGGUUUUGGAAAUUUGAAUAAAGUUGUUUUAUGUUUUGAUAAAAUAUUUUGGGAUGCAAAUCAUACAUUAUUUGCUCAUGUUAAUGCUUCAACAUCAUCACGUGGAGAAUUAUUUCUUUUCUGGUGUUUUACUAAACCACCUGUACUCAUUGCUUUAGUAGCUGGUGAUGCUGCUAAUGUUGUUGAAUGUGCAACAGAUGAUGUUAUUAUUGGUCGUACACUUGUCGUUUUAAGAAAUAUUUUCGGUUCAGUUACUGUUCCUUCACCAAAAGAAUCUUUAGUCACUCGAUGGAAAUCAGAUCCAUUUGCACGUGGUUCUUAUUCAUAUGUUGCUGUUGGUGCUUCAGGAGAUGAUUAUGAUACAUUAGCUCGUCCAGUUGAAUGUCCUGGUGAUAAAAUUUCACGUGUUUAUUUUGGUGGUGAACAUACAAAUCGAAAUUAUCCAGCAACAGUCCAUGGUUCAUUAUUAAGUGGUUUACGUGAAGCUCGACGUAUAGCUGAUGCUUUUCUUGGUUCGAUAUAUGAAAUUUCGGCACCCUAA